AUGUCGCGAGCCAACUUAAGAGCAUUAAGCCCAUUGCGUUCACGAUUUAUGGGCUUUCGAAGGUUUUACUCUAUUAACUCCAAGGACAAUGGAGAUGGCAACAGUGCUGAUCAAACGAAGGAUGAAAAAAAUUCCAAGGAUGAAACCGACAAUAAUAAGGCCCAUCUAGUAGUGCCGAGAGUGCCUCCAACGGAUUACAUCUCAGCACCAGAGAUUCAAACGGAGGGUCUUUUUGCAGGUUAUAGACCAUUAUUUCUGGGAAACUCACCUAUUAAUGACAAGAACGGUUCGACGCCAUUGGAUAAUUUCUUUACGUCAUUUGCGAACUUGAAAGUAGUAGAAGAGUCUGAAGUCGUUGGCGAAGUGAAUGUUCAAGAGGUUAUCGAGGAUUUGAGAAGGGGUAUACCAUCAGGACAGAUGAGUAACAGUAAAGGGAAAAAUAGGAAACCUAUUAUACCUUGGGAUGCUUCAAUUAGUGGAAUGGUAUACAAUGAUGAUCCUUUUAAGCAUGUCCCUAAUAACGUGGUAUCUAAAUUGAAACCAUUUAAAAUGGUAAGAUUGGAGAAAAAAAGUGACAAAAACGUUAAGCAACCUAAUAUGGUUAAGAUGAAAGUGCAUAAUUCUAAAGUUAAUGAUGAACCAGAGCUGAUAAACAUUUUUAAUGUUCAACCGAAUGGAAGAAGGCCGCACCGUCACAUGUGGAAGAGUAGCAGUGAUAAGAAUGAAGGAACUGAUGAUGUAGCGAUGACUAGACAAAAAUACCAUGAGGAGAAAGUCCAAUUUGCCAAUAAACAUAAAUUUUUAAGAAGUGAUCAAAGAGUUAUGAAGCAAGAUAUAGAUAAAUUGAAUCGAUUAUUGGUUAAAGAACUGUACAAAUUGACUAAUUUAACGGUUAAUAUGGAUUUCAGAGAGACUCCGUUGCCACUUUUCAUCUAUGUGGAUAAAUCUAUUGCCGCCAAACAGGUACUGCGCCGCGAGUUAAAGAAAAGAAUCUUAGAUCAUGUACAUCCGGUAUUAUCAAUGACACUUUCUGCGUAUGAAAAUGAAGAACAGAUGAAAAGGUUUCAACUAAGAAUUAAUGCGAGAAUAAGGCAUACGGUACGUGACUUAUCUGAAUAUUUACCCUCAGUAUCUUUUACGCGCUCUUCAGUAGAUUGUGUGAUAAGUAAUAGUCCAAUCCAGAGUUUCAAAAGAAUACAUUGGUUAAAACGUCGUAAAAGACAGAAUGUUUUCAAAGGAAGAAAUGCAGAUUUAGACUAUUGCUUCAAUAUAAAUGGUGCUUUUAACGUGACAAGGAGUGGUGUUAAAUACAUAAGGUAUCCAGUAUAUCUAAACUGUGAAAGCUUUGAUGAGGCCUUUUCGGAAUGGGAUUAUAUUGGAUAA
Messenger RNA from Zygosaccharomyces rouxii, 1383 nucleotides. It is a transcript of the gene MRX6, whose product is annotated as Mrx6p. Gene Ontology annotation, cellular component: mitochondrion. The coding region runs from base 1 to 1383 and encodes 460 amino acids. The record is from RefSeq and is a predicted model, not a curated record. Lineage: Eukaryota; Fungi; Ascomycota; Saccharomycetes; Saccharomycetales; Saccharomycetaceae. The transcript has a single exon.